GUGAAACUCCUUACAACAGUAGUACCAACUGCAGUGUCCCCUGGAGUCUACUGGUAGCGAGACGGGAGUUCUCACUAAUUCAAGGAUAGCACAUACACACCAUGCAAUGAGCACUUUCCCAAGGUCAUGGACAAAACCAUGUCUACGUUUUUGUCUGUUCAUUUUCAGUCCACCCUUGUGCCCGUUAUUCUGGGUAAGACUUGCUCGUCGCUUAAGUACUUCUAAUGGCCUUGUUCUACAGUAGUUUUUGCUUUAGUUAAGUACCUGAUUCUAACUACGUAGUUGUCUCACAACAAACGUCUCAAAAUCAACAACUACAACUUUUACAAGAACUUGAAACAGGAUGAGUGGCUACGAGGAAUUCGACUUUCCUAUGGCAGGAACCUGCUGUCUAGCAGUGUUCGUUACGUCGAUUGUCCUCUUCGCUUGCAGUUUCGAUGUUUUGGAGCCGCGCUACUACGGUUUGGUGUAUGACGAUACGUUUAAGUUAUGAGGAAAGGGGUUAUUUUCUCUCUACUGCAUGGAUUAGAUAGACGUUGCUCUCAAAAUCCGUGAUUGUACUUGAAGUACAAUUAUCUAUCACCUUUCCUUUUACGUUGUCUACAAAAUGAUACAGGUAUUUAUUUCAAAUUUUCGCUCCACCUUUGCGUCGCUUCCAUCAACCCCCUCUAACGGCAACUGUGAGUAGCACUGACGUAAGGAGAGACGCCCAGGAUGAUAGCGGCCGAUUCCUAAUCGGCCUUGGGAGUUAAGGCAACUGCCCCAACGGCAUCCCCCUAUAGCAUAAGUAACCUAUUCUCCACCUAAGCCAAGGACGAGAAUAGGUCACACAUUGGAAGUUGUUUCUUCUACCAAGCACGUUACUUCUACCUCCUAGGCUACCUGUCUCCAAGCUCUAAACAACGAGUGUCUUAUCCUACCCAUUGAGUCUUGUUGUGAUGUCAUGGAUGCCAGGUGGGGAGGACGGCGGUUCUAUGAGCGUAUGGACCAGUAAUGGACAGAGCGUUUUUUUGGACGUAUUUUUACAUAGUCCUCCUCUUUUGACAUAGAUGAAGCUUCUUAUAAAUGUACAGGCUGUAGUUGUAAAAAAAAUGUAAAUUUUUUGUCGUACGAGAUUCUUCACAUUGAGCAAAAAUUGCUUUUGAUGCUUUCAUCGUCCUUGAAGAUGUAAUCGAGGUUGCGCCGGGGGUAGGCAAUGCUAUGGUUCAUAAUUAUCCCAACUAAACUGAACAUUCACAACAAUUUAGCUGGUCUCCUUCUAUUGCUAGUACAAUAGUUAAGGAUUUCCGAAUUGCAUUUCUCACUAGUGCCAAUCCACGUCACAUCUCAUGACUCCGACGCACGUAGUUGAAUGGGAGGCAGCAUGUAGUCCUAUGGAAAAAAAAAAUAUAGAGGAGGAAGGUGAGGCGGACAAGGAAAAAGCAAGCAGAUGCUAGAGUGAAAAGGAAAUGGCGACUGCGUUUUGAGCUGAAGCACAAGAACAAGCAGAAAAAUAGCUUUUUAAAUUGUUAGGCCGGCACUUAUUGCCAACAGCAAAACAUUCAUCAGGCCGAUUCACUACACUGCUAAGUCCCACAAGAUUUCGUAAAUUGGUUGAAUAGAAUGCACCUUUUUAAUUAACCUAAUUAAGAAAACAAGAUAUCAAGCGGUCGCAGCAACUGCUUUAAUUCAGUUUUUACUGAAAGAAAAAUUAGUCUUAGUGAGGCCUGCUCACAUGAUCUUCGCUGUUGAUAGCCUUGUUAAUUAUUUAAUCUCCUGGUUGUUUAGGCUCUUCUCCAGUAAGUCACUUUUCGAUGGGCAGGCAUGUCAUACCCUUGCAGGUUGUAACACUUGCUUUCAGGGCCCUACACUGUUAGGUUGUGCCUUAGUUGUUCUACAGGGGCUAUUGUAAUAUAGUUCCCUCCGAUAGUCGUAGGUUUUGGCCGUUGUGAUACGGUCUUCUUGCUCCCCCGGUAUGUAAGUUUUGUAAAUGGAUUGUUUAAGUAGUUGAAUGGGAGGCGGCAUGUAGUCCUAUGGAAAAAAAAAAAAAAAAAAGUCCAGGCUUGAUUGAGGCUCUUGAACUUGAACUUGAACCACGACCUGGCCCUUUUUGUAAAGUUUUUUUCCAUAGGACUACAUGCUGCCUCCCAUUCAACUACUUAAAUAACCCCAUUUGAAAACUUACAUACCGGGGGAGCAAGAAAACCGUAUCACAACGGCCAAAGACUACAACUAUCGGAGAGAACUAUAUUACAACUACACUGCUAAACGAACCACCUCAGAUAUCCUUGCAGAUCCGACUUAUCAAGGACAAACUUCCGCAUCUCUACUAUUCAUGGGGGUUGCAGUGGCGCGACUGGCUAAGAAUGAUCGUCGAGAAAAGGAUAAAAGAAAUUUCAGUGACCUUUCAUACACUGGAUUUCUUCGAGAAGAGGUACUAGUAGUUGUUCUUCCGCAAUCUUUUACUUAGUAGGUUUGUUCUCACAGAUUUGUAACGCAUGGACGAUGAAAACAGGUUCUUUUCGUUUCUGGUGCAGGAUAGUUUUAUUUUGUCACAGAAGGAAUCGAUGCGUGUUUGAUGAAAGAAUCUCUUCAUAUAAGACACAUUAACUGUGUCCUCUGUAUGAUGUUUCCACAUGAUCAACACAGAAUCGUCCUGGCAAACAAGCUUAGAACGGAAGUGACGCAGAUUUUUGCAGGUGAAGGCGACGGACAUUUCACUAUGGUGGAUUUUCAACUAAGAAAAGUCGGCCUACCUGCGGAAUUUGAUGCUGUGGUGAUAGAAAAGUUACUCAAGAAACAGCAGAGACAGAAGGCAAGGAAUAGACAAGAGGUAGUUCUUCUACUUUUUUGUAGACAUCAAGGUCCUCAUGAGGAAUACAACCCUCAUGAUCAAUAUCGAUCGGACCCAGACGGCCGCUGAGUUCAUUGUAGGGCAUGUUGGGUGUUCCGCAGCGAUCCCAGCGACCCGGUCGUGGGGGCUGAUGCUUGGGCCCCUACCAGCUGGCCGCGACAACCUGAUGAAUUUCAUCUCUUCAGGUAGCCGUCCGGCAAGCCCAGAAGAAUUUGAAAUUGGCUCUGGCGGAUUAUGACGCGGACCUAGUUCUCGAGAUGGCGAGACAGGAAGGUAGUGUACGGGUAGCGAAGGAGGAGACAGACGGAGAAGCAGCGUUGACUAGAAAUUAUGGAAGAGAUACUUACAACCGAAAUUACAGAAGAGGAAAAAAUGAGCACCAUAUUAAGGUGGUCUAAAAUGAUCUGAUAGAAAUUUUGAUACUAUGUAUAAUUUGCGCCAGCGCCUCUGCACAAGAAAGUAAAGUCUGAACAAAGAAGAGAGAACGCCCUGUGAUCAUGUGUCGAAAGCGCAAGAAAGGACGGCGAUCAUGUGAUAAAUAUCCAUCCUCCUGACUUUACUCAAGCCGCCCAUCCUGCUCGGAGUCGAGCUAGGAGUCCGGGGGGCUCAAUCUGAAGGAUCCCCAACCUAACCUAACCUUAUUUCGUGUUUUCCUUUCUUUGAGAGUAUUGUCCCCUGCUCCUCCUUCUCUAAUUUUCCCUCAUAGAAGAUCCUAGGUUAGUCGCCCCUCCAACCAAAGUACCGCCCCCCCCUCCUUCUCUAACACCAAUACGCCGAAGUGUACCGAGAAUUUGCAGACCAGUUGUCCUGGCUGAAUACUACGGGCAUGGGGUACGAUGCUCUCCAUUUUUACAUCUACAGCCGGUUGGGCAGAGAUCAUCGCAGUGCGCAAACACAAGAACUUAUUGGGUUUGGAUAGGGUGACUGGCUGGUGCUGAUGGGGGUGGUUGGUGGUACGGCGUGGGAGCUGAGGGGAAGUGAUGUAGGAGGUACGGGGGGAGAUCAUGAAAGAAUAUUAUCAUUCUGAUGAACUUGAUGUGUUGAAACAAUUCUCCAUGAACUUGAACACCAAACUAUGUUGAAGAUGAUAUGGUAAAGAGCUCAAAAUACGACCUAUCUGAUUCUCUCAGCCUCAUGCUUUUUCCCACGAUUCGUUUGAUGUGCCCCGCAUGUAAUCGCGACACCAAGACCUCAUCGUUAGCCGUUUGGAUUUUCAUGCGAGCUUCCAGGAUGUUCACCAUCGAAGUACUACAGGUUCCUCUGACGUUGCUCCCUGUUCAGUGCAAUUUCUC
Amoebophrya sp. A25 is the source of this 4125-nucleotide messenger RNA. Lineage: Eukaryota; Dinophyceae; Syndiniales; Amoebophryaceae. The record is from the annotation of a GenBank genome assembly.